AAAAAUAUGCGUAGCAAAGAGAGAUAAGAAAGAGAGCGUGGCCUUAUCAUAUCAUAAUCGGUGAGCAGCCGAGAUCCGUUGCCGGUGCAUCAAGGAAAGUAAGAGUUUAGAGUUUGAACUCUGUUUUUCAAAUGCACAAAGCGCAGAUCUCUGUGAUAUAAUGGAAUACAGGAAAAUCAAAGACGAGGAUGAAGUUAGAGAUGCGGGCGUUGAGGACGUUGGAAAAUCAUUUUUGCUGUCAGUCCCAGAUAACGAUUUGAGUGCUGAGGCAGAAACCAAAAUUGACAGCCAUAGGGAGAAAGUAAAGUGGAAGCGCAAGUCAGUUGUUACACUUGCAUUGACUGUUCUUACUAGUUCGCAAGCCAUUCUAAUCGUUUGGUCCAAGAGAGCUGGCAAGUAUGAGUAUAGUGUCACUACUGCUAACUUUAUGGUGGAGACUUUAAAAUGUGCUAUAUCCCUGGUGGCCUUGGGAAGAAUAUGGAAAAAAGAUGGUGUCAAUGAGGACAACAGGUUGACUACAACCUUGGAUGAAGUUAUAGUGUAUCCUAUUCCAGCAGCACUUUACCUUGUCAAAAAUUUGCUUCAGUAUUACAUCUUUGCAUAUGUAGAUGCUCCAGGCUAUCAAAUAUUGAAGAACUUUAAUAUCAUCAGUACAGGUGUCCUAUACAGAAUUAUACUUAAGAAAAAGCUAAGUGAGAUUCAGUGGGCUGCUUUUGUUCUACUCGCUGCUGGGUGCACUACAGCCCAGUUGAAUUCAAAUUCUGAUCGUGUUCUUCAAACUCCCUUUCAAGGUUGGGUGAUGGCAAUUGUCAUGGCUCUCUUGAGUGGUUUUGCAGGAGUAUAUACUGAGGCUAUUAUUAAAAAACGUCCUUCACGGAACAUAAAUGUUCAGAACUUCUGGUUGUAUGUCUUUGGCAUGUGUUUCAAUGCUGUUGCAAUAUUGGUUCAAGAUUUUGAUGCGGUGAUGAACAAGGGAUUCUUCCAUGGAUAUUCAUUCAUUACAGUUCUGAUGAUUUUCAACCAUGCACUCAGUGGAAUUGCAGUUUCAAUGGUAAUGAAGUAUGCUGACAACAUUGUGAAAGUGUAUUCUACUUCAGUUGCAAUGCUUCUUACAGCAGUUGUUUCUGUGUUCCUUUUUGGCUUCCAUCUCUCCCUGGCCUUCUUCCUGGGCACAGUUGUUGUCUCUGUUGCAAUUUAUCUGCACUCUGCUGGGAAGAUACAAAGAUAACCAUGACUUCUGCCUUCUAUUUUUCCUUUAGUGGAUUUUUUUAUUCAUUGUUGUUUAGCCUUGUGCAAACGAAUACAUAUUUCACUGUAAUAGUGUAUGUGUAUACUUUGAAAUCUAUCUUCGUCUGUAUAUCUCAACAAGGAUAGAACCAGGCUUAGGUUCGAUUGUCUACAUUAUGCUUCUUGAUGCGUGAGAUGUAAAUUCCACUAGAAGCUCUUGUUGGAGUUAAGGACGUUGCCCUGACCUAGCAAUUCAAUAACCUAUAUUGGAUUUUUUUUUAUCCACUAGAAGCUCUUGUUCGAGUUAAGAGCCAUUUAUUAUUCAA
Glycine soja is the source of this 1553-nucleotide messenger RNA. Its product is annotated as CMP-sialic acid transporter 4-like. The transcript is spliced from 15 exons. Gene Ontology annotation, biological process: pyrimidine nucleotide-sugar transmembrane transport. Gene Ontology annotation, cellular component: Golgi membrane. Bases 161 to 1228 code for a protein of 355 amino acids. Lineage: Eukaryota; Viridiplantae; Streptophyta; Magnoliopsida; Fabales; Fabaceae. Gene Ontology annotation, molecular function: pyrimidine nucleotide-sugar transmembrane transporter activity. The record is from RefSeq and is a predicted model, not a curated record.